Molecule: messenger RNA, 1446 nt
Organism: Penicillium macrosclerotiorum
Lineage: Eukaryota; Fungi; Ascomycota; Eurotiomycetes; Eurotiales; Aspergillaceae
Exons: 2
Coding region: 1-1446 (481 amino acids)
Source: RefSeq, a predicted model, not a curated record
AUGCGCGGGGGUAUUUUUCUCCUUUCAGCGGCGCUGGGCGCCUCUGCUGCUCUCACUAAGUCCAAACUCAAGACCCAUGUCGAUGUGCUGGCGCUCGAUCAUUCAUUUAACCCCGUGAAAGCGGCCUAUUGGACUGGCUAUCCUCACCAUCGCCGUACCCCUUUUGCUUUGUCUCCAGAUGGCAAGUCUGCGUAUAUCGCAUAUCUGGAUGCUAGCGAGACAGAUGUCCAUGUUCAGGAGCUGGACCCGACCACUUUCAAAGCCACAGGUACCUCGGUGACAGUGGAGGGUGGAAAGGAGGCUGGCGGCCUUGUGGCUCACAAUGAUGGGUUUGCUCUCUUGACCAACGAAGCGAUGCCAUCGGGCACUACCAACGCACCGCCCAGCGAUACCCCCGUCGCGGUCUUGUAUCGCUAUACUGAGGGCAAGCAAACAUGGAAGACUUGGCUUGGUGGACCAGGAGUGCACGCCUCCGAAGGACUUUCGGCUUCUCCUGAUAUUAACGGUGAUCUUGUUUAUUCCGAAAGCGCCGGCUUGUAUGGUGCUUAUAUUGUUAUUACCGAUUAUUCUGGAGACGCAUCGGGCCACUAUGGGGACAGUAUCGAGUAUGUGACAACUGACGGGAACCUCAAGACCAUUGAGGGUGCAUCAAGCUCCUGGGGUUGCAGUCACAACACUGGUAUUGCGUUUGAGGCUGCCAAUGAAGCCCCAUUCGCCAGCAUUUGUGCUGAAGAUCAAGGUGCCAUCUGGCUGAAUACCAAAACCCAAGGUAUGUCCAAUGAUGGUGUGAAGAUAUCGAACGAGAAUACUACGAACGGGGCUUCUGGAGAGCCCAUGGGUGGUAUGUCGGGUAGCUAUAGUGCAUUGGCACGCUUUGCUGAGACCAGCCGAUAUAUCUUUGCCUGGGUAUCUCGUGGAGCUAUGGAUGUGACGGAAAAUACAUGGAUGGGAAGUGGUUACACUCAUGUCAAUAACCGGACCAACGGUCGGAAUGUUGCCAUUUCCCUAUUCUCCAACAAGUACACCAAAGUGGGAUCCCAGGCCACGUCUAAAGUUGGCACUGAAGAUGGGGAUAGUCAGAUGAAUUGGAUCACGGAGGGAUUGAACGACUGUUCUAAUGCGCAUGCGGCGACUUUCGGUAACAGUUCGGCGCUUAUCUCUUGGGAAGAAAUUUCGAACCCAACCUGUGACUUUAUCGCCAUGGGAUGCCGUGGCCAAUUUGCUGGCUCGUUUUUCCAAGAAGUGAACUCCGCGGGUAAAAAGGUUGGGAGUGCAAUCAACAGCACCGAUGUUUAUGUUGCGGGUGAUAUGGUUACUAUGGGUGAUGGUCGUAUCUGCUGGCCUUACGUGAGUAUGGAUUGGGACCUUUCUCAAGCUGUCGGCUAUGGCUCGUCCUCAGAAAAUACCAAGAAGAUGAGCAUUGCCUGCAUGAACCUUGACGAUUAG